This is a messenger RNA of Drosophila melanogaster (fruit fly), 334 nucleotides long. RefSeq lists its product as uncharacterized. The transcript has a single exon. Bases 22 to 273 code for a protein of 83 amino acids. The record is from RefSeq and is marked reviewed. Lineage: Eukaryota; Metazoa; Arthropoda; Insecta; Diptera; Drosophilidae.
AGUUCUGAAUCGAGCAUCACUAUGCAGCCUUUCACUUUCCUGAUGGCCAUCUUGGCGGUUUCUCUACUCAUGCUGUUCAGCACUCCGGCAACUGAGGGAACUUUCAUUAUUAUCGCCUGCAUGUUGCGGUCACCAAUAUGCCCAUGGAUUACAACGGCGACCACCAAGAAAAGUGCUAGUGGUAGUUCUAGUGGAAGUUCCAGUGGAAGUUCUGGUGGAAGUUCUAGUGGAAGUGAUGGUGGAAGUUCUAGUGGAAGUGAUGGUGGAAAGUAAUCAAAAUUUAACAAAAUUAAAAAUAUUUUAGUUGCAUCAAAUUAUACCAUUUCUUUCGGUG